Molecule: messenger RNA, 3341 nt
Organism: Botrytis cinerea B05.10
Lineage: Eukaryota; Fungi; Ascomycota; Leotiomycetes; Helotiales; Sclerotiniaceae
Exons: 3
Coding region: 768-2177 (469 amino acids)
Biological process (GO): regulation of cyclin-dependent protein serine/threonine kinase activity
Cellular component (GO): nucleus; cyclin-dependent protein kinase holoenzyme complex
Molecular function (GO): protein kinase binding; cyclin-dependent protein serine/threonine kinase regulator activity
Source: RefSeq, a predicted model, not a curated record
GAUCCAUCUCCUACCUGCGUGUCUGUGUACGGAUGUAUCUACCAGGCAUAACUCCGCUGAUCAUCUUGAAUCCCAAUGGUUUCUUCUAACCUAAGGCCGUCAAACCCUCCAGUCCAAAUCCAGGGUUCUCAGCAAUCUCCAACUUUUCGUCAUAGGUACGAGGUGUUCGGCCAGUGGUAGUGAAUCGAUUGUACCACACCCGGCGCCCUCUCCACAUCUUCUCUCGACUUUCAACCCGACAGCCCAGCCGCCCCAGUCAGUACAUAUUAAAUCAUCCAUACCAUACCAUAUCAUAUCACACCAGACAGACCAGACAGACCAGACAGACCAGACCACACCACACCACGCCUACCUAUUACCCACGCCGUCCCUACCCAAGUAUCAAGUAUCGACCCAGUCAGUAUCUACCCACCCACUCAGCACUCAUCAAUCAACUGCCUUGCCUGGCCUUGCCUCACCCUACCUUACCUCAUUACUCCGUACAAAUCUCUGUUCCAUAAUUCACGUCCCUCCAUAAUAAUUAUAAUAAUAAUAAUAAACCCCCCCCCCCAAUCGACUUAUCACACUUAUUUACUACGGAUUCUCUCUUCCUCUAUCUACCUACACUUGUCACUUUACUUCACGCAACCUCUCCUCUCUUAAUACAACAAUUAAAAUACCACCGUCUUCCAUUCUCGUCGGGCCAAAUUGUCCUCUCCGUGCCAAUAAUCGUUGAGUUGUUUUACAAGGAAUGCUGCAGGUUUUCACGACCGUCACAUUUGCUUGAUAUGGCUGCGGUGAUCGAUUUUGUGUCAGAUUCAUCACGCUUCCACCCCCAUACAAUGAUACCCGCUGCAGGGCAUCAUGGUUCUUCUGAGGAUUCGCCAUUUCGACAACCUUCCAGGUCGAGAGUCGAACCUCCACCAAGUCCAAACCCCCACCCCACAUCAGUAGAUGAUGGUACCCCUCCUCCAAGCGCAAAUAUGCAAGCCAAAUAUGGUGACUCUCAAGAUGUAGACCACCGCACAAGAGUUAGAUCCGAACCUAUCUCUCCUCCUUCGAGUUCCAGUCCAAACUCGAAUUCGCAUACACAACAACAAUUUACAAGCCAACAAAAUUUCCCUCCAGCUUCAGCGCCUCAUGCACGAUCCGAACAUUCGCAUACCUUGAGCACUGAUUCUUCAUCAAGGCCUCGAGUGACAUCUGGGACAUCUGACCGGACAAUCCCAAGAGCAGCAAGGUCUCUCGAUGAUGUACAGAAUUAUGGUGGUAACACGAUCAAAGUUCGAGAUUUGGCACACAUCGAAAGUUUUGCCAGCCCAGAAUUCCUUUCAUCUAGAGGCCAAAUUGGUGGUUCACGCACAGCAGAUGAGCCUGGAUUGAAAUACGAGAUUAGUGGUAUGCCCAUUACAGACAUUAUCGAAAUGGUAGCCGGACUUUUGACCAAAAUCACCACCACGAACGAUCGUCAACAUGAAACUUUACAAAGAUCCAUUCCAUCUGCCGAAAAUACAGCCAAUCUUACUGGGCUAUCUUCGAGCGUACUCGCAUUUCACGGAAAGAAUGUGCCUAGCAUUACCAUUUUGAGUUAUUUAACUAGAAUACACAAAUACUGCCCAACAACAUACGAAGUAUUCUUGAGUUUGUUAGUCUACUUUGAUAGAAUGACAGAAAGAGUUAAUGCGGAACCCAUAAAUGCCAUGCGACAAGAAGCCAUGGAUCUAGAUGGUUCUCGACCUUCGUCUACUUAUUCAGCAGAGGGUUCUGAUUUGGCGGAUACCCCACCAGGAGCUCGAAGCGUUCCGGAGCUCAAAUCUGAGUUUGAAAAUGCUCAAUAUUCUCACUCACAAGACCCCGAACCUGGAUUGGCUCAGUUCCCCCUCUCUCACUUCUUUGUAGUUGACAGUUUUAACAUUCAUCGUUUGGUUAUUGCUGGUGUCACCUGUGCCAGCAAAUUCUUCUCUGAUGUUUUUUACACAAAUUCUAGAUACGCCAAGGUUGGUGGAUUGCCGUUGAAUGAAUUGAACCAUUUGGAGCUUCAAUUUCUAUUAUUAAACGACUUCCGAUUAUCUGUUCCCGUUGAAGUAUUAGAGGCUUAUGGCACAAUGCUUGUGGACUUUUAUGCUCGAGAGAUUGUUGAUCAGAAACGAGCAAGUGGUAUGUCAGAUAUGGCAUAUAAACAAGAAACAGAAUCUUGAGAUGUCAACGGUACUCAUGUUUUCGAAUGUAAGAAAACCACGAAAUAUUUCUUCUUCCUAUGUCAAUGAUUGUCUGUGGGUAAAACAGAUGUUGGUUUUGUUAAGACAAAUGGAUGAUAACGGCGCUCAAUAACGAUGAUGAUCAUGAUCUUUCAGCCAGAUAGACUUUCUUCCACUUUUUUAUGCGAGGUCAAUGGCUUCUCUCCUUUCUAUACCUCGUAUUUGAGAUGGAUUUGGGUUUGGAGCAAUCGAUCAUAAAAGAUACCCUUCUUCUUUUACUCUCUCUUAAUAUCACUUCGCAAAGACUAUGAGAUCUUAAGUUGGUUCUAUCAAGUAGCAAAUGCUUUCUUUUUUUGAUAGCCUGAUUUUUUUGCUGGUGCAGUCGCUGUCUAAGAUGACAUGGGAUGAUGUUAGAUUUCACAUGUUUCUUUCUUUUCCAUUUAGGAGGACUUCAUUAUGGAUGGAGAUACAAAGAUACAGCAAAUAUAUGGUUGAGUAGUAUUAUAUCGAUGCACUAUUUUGAGAGACGGAGAAAGACCAUCAGAAAAGCAUGGCUAGUUUGGAGUUGAUAGCUAUCAAGUGCAGCUUUGGUUGCUGGAAUGUGGGACGAAUGGAUCUCAAGAUUUGAUGGAAUGAACAGCAGAACAGAGCAGAGCAGAAGCUGUCAUAUGAGUUAUGAAGAUUACACAUAUUGGAGAUGGAUGAAUGAAUGGAUGGAUGGGGAUAUGAAAUUGGGGGAAUAUGAAACUAUAGAUGGAUGGAUGGCGUUGGAGUAAUUGGUUGGCAAUUAGCGCUUUUUUGUGUGUGUGUCUCUUUCUUAUACGUUUUUAUCAGGUCGCAUUUUCUUUUUUGUUUACUUUUUUCGUUCUCUUUUUUCUCUUCUUCUUUCUUUGGGUGUGUGUGUGUGUGGGUGGGGUGGGGGGUAUGUAGUUGAAAGAAUGAAGUUAGGUGAGGUGAUGGGGUAAGAAUUGAAUGGACUGAUUAAUUGAUUAAUCUGGAUUGAAUUGUAUUUGAUUGAAUGUGUUUAUGAUGUGUGAUGUGUGGUGUGUAUUUGAAUUGUGUAUGAUAUUCAAUAUCGAUAUCAAUAUUGAUAUCUAGAUUCGAUACAUCUCGUCGAAAUCGUGUGAAUUGGAUAAUAUAUAUAGACAGAUGUGAAUGUAAACA